This is a messenger RNA of Fraxinus pennsylvanica, 381 nucleotides long. Lineage: Eukaryota; Viridiplantae; Streptophyta; Magnoliopsida; Lamiales; Oleaceae. The record is from the annotation of a GenBank genome assembly.
AUGGUUCUACAGGUCCCUUCACCGUCGGUCACCAUCUCUGCCUUCCUAGAACAGUUGGACAUCGCCGCCUGUCCGUUGGACCUCCCUGACCAACUCUUCCAUGAUAUAAAAUUCGCUUGUGGUUCAAAAAUCUACUACCCAAAUCAACUCCAUCAGACCCGCUGCUGCCCGGUUUUCACGGCAUGGCUUUACUCCGCCUAUUCGAGCACCGCAUUACAAGCGUGUCUUACCGAAUCCCCGUCGCAAAUUGCCUCUUAUGACAUGCUGGUCCUGCCUAAUGACUCUGGGACAUGUGUCGACACUCUUGAAAAAGCUUUGGGAAGUCAACCACUUUUUCGACAAAUUGAUUCCACAGGUGGUGCCAGCUCUCCUCAACAUUAG